Molecule: messenger RNA, 648 nt
Organism: Schistocerca gregaria
Lineage: Eukaryota; Metazoa; Arthropoda; Insecta; Orthoptera; Acrididae
Product: tigger transposable element-derived protein 6-like
Exons: 1
Coding region: 1-648 (215 amino acids)
Molecular function (GO): nucleic acid binding
Source: RefSeq, a predicted model, not a curated record
AUGAAGGUUCAGUUUUUUCCACCCAACGCCUCAAGCCGCCUUCAGCCUUUGGACCAAGGCAUAAUCUCUCUCAUAAAGAGAGCUUAUCGUAAGCAACGUGUAAGAGCUGCAAUUUGUGCUGCUGAAAACAAUAGUGCAACCCCAAUUUGGAAUCUGCUUGACACAAUAAAAGCCAUCGCAGCAGCCUGGAACUCCGUAUCACCACAUCAUAUAGGGAAGUGCUUUAACAGAGCUUGGAGACAUAGCAACACUGAAGAUGUCCACGAGUUAGAAGAUGCCACUUCACCUGAUGAAUGGACAGUUCUGCAGGAUGUUGCGAACCCUGGGAUUAGUUUCAAAGAAUUUACUGGUGUAGACGAUGAUGUUGCCGUAUGUGCUUCUGUGGAAUUGGAUGUGCCAAAAUCUGUGAACGAGGUGCAAGAAGGGCCAUCAGAAGAAAGUGAAGCAGAAGAGAAUACAGAUACCAUUCCACCUACCUGUCAGGAGAAGUUUACAGCUUUGGACUGUUUAGAACGGUUCACUUCAACAUCCAACGUUACUGCUGGGUUUACGGACACUAUCAUUACAACUGGUUGUGAAAUUACAAAAUAUCAUCGUUCCCAUGAAUGUAAGCAAACCAUGACUGAAUUUUUCCAAGAAAGUAUGUAA